Talaromyces stipitatus ATCC 10500 is the source of this 354-nucleotide messenger RNA. RefSeq lists its product as uncharacterized. The record is from RefSeq and is a predicted model, not a curated record. The transcript has 2 exons. Lineage: Eukaryota; Fungi; Ascomycota; Eurotiomycetes; Eurotiales; Trichocomaceae. Bases 1 to 354 code for a protein of 117 amino acids.
AUGGCCGACAAACCAGCCGUUUUGCCCGCCCACCCUCGCGAGUCUCGCGAGAAUGCCCAAACUCGAAUAGGAGCUCCCAUGGGACGCACUAAGGAACAGGUAGCGGCUGAUUUCGCAGACUUCCAACGCACCAUCCCUAGCUCGGAUAUUGUAAUCUUUUCAGAUGGAUCUAGGCUAGUAGACGGAUGUGCAGGGGGUGGCUAUAUUGGACUUCAAGCAUACCAUCAGUUCCUCCGCUCCUCACUCUCAUAUGGACACGGGAAAGAGGUCUUCAACACAGAAGCAGAAGCAGCUCUAGCUGGUGCUCAAGCAGCAAUAGCGUACCCAACAGCUCAAUUUGCUACCAACCUAUAG